AGAAGAAACGAUCUGGAGUUGAUAUCAUGGACAACCUUUCGAGCACUAUGCAAGGCUUUGGAUCGACCAUCGAGGCCUCCAUCACCUCGACUUCAGCUAACAUCGACAAUGCUGCCCGAUUACUUACUGAACCUGUUUCAUCUCAUGCUCAAGCAGUCAAGCUUGUUUAUGAAUCUGAUAUGAAUCGCUCUCAACGAUAUGCUGCUGUAGGUAUGUUUGGUGAGAAGCCAUUGAUGGCUGAGACUUAUCUCAACACCCCAGCUGCUGAACGGGAUGAUUGGCUUGAAUACAUCCUCAACAAACAAGAUGAAGGAUCAACUGCCUGAUUCAAAUAAAUUUUUAACCAAUUCAUUUCUAAAUAUAGUCUGAUCUUAAAUCAAAAUCAUUAAACCUUUAAAUAAAAAAAAGUGACUGUAAGAUCUUAAAUCAAAAUGAGUAAACCUUUAAAUAAAAAUAAAAGUGACUGUCUGAUCUUAAAUAAAAUUAUUAAACCUUGAAAUAAAAAAAUAGUGACUGUCUCAUCUUGAAUAAAAUUAUUAAACCUUCAAAACAUUUGUUGUUAACUACAUUUGUAUAUAUAUAUACUGAUACAGAUGUAGUAGUGGCUGUGCCUGUCUGAAUUGUUAGUGACUGCAAUGUUAUCCCAAUGUUAUCCAGUGUC
This is a messenger RNA of Melampsora larici-populina 98AG31, 661 nucleotides long. RefSeq lists its product as uncharacterized. NCBI's taxonomy places the organism in Eukaryota, Fungi, Basidiomycota, Pucciniomycetes, Pucciniales, Melampsoraceae. The coding region runs from base 27 to 326 and encodes 99 amino acids. The transcript is spliced from 2 exons. The record is from RefSeq and is a predicted model, not a curated record.